Cutaneotrichosporon oleaginosum is the source of this 819-nucleotide messenger RNA. RefSeq lists its product as uncharacterized. Lineage: Eukaryota; Fungi; Basidiomycota; Tremellomycetes; Trichosporonales; Trichosporonaceae. The record is from RefSeq and is a predicted model, not a curated record.
CACAUCUCAGCGCGCGCUGAUCCGCGCCUCGCUCGGCCUUUGUCCUCUGCGCCAAGCGUGCCGUGCUCGUUGCAUAACCUGUCAAUCCCGCUGCGUUUUUUCCUCAUCCCACUCAUCAUGCACGUCUCCGCCCUCGUCCUCGCCGCCGCCGCGGUCGCGGCCCAACCCUUCCAGGUCUCGAUGCAGGCGCCGCACCGCGAAACCGAGGCUGAAGCGACCGCGAACGCCGCGCGCCUCGUCACCCACGUCACGGUGGGCACGAUGGCCUCCGUUUUCCCCGAGGGCUCGGAGAACGCGGGCCACCCCUUCGCACUUAUGGAGUCGCACGCACCGUGCCACCCCGACGGCGCGCUCACCUUCAUCUCCAUGCCGAUCUCGCUGAUGCAGCGCAACCUCAAGGCGACGGGAGGCCGGGCGUCGUACGCGCUCGCGACGCCCCGCAAGCCCAGCACGCACAACGAGUACGCUAUCCCGCGUGUCUCGUUUAUUGGCAACCUCACCGUCCUGGACGAGGUCGAUGAGAAGGAGCAUGCGCGCCUCCGCGACUGCUUCGUCUCAUACCACCCCGACGCCAAGUGGUGGAUCCCGGAGGAUGCGCACGGCGCGCAUGUGUCCAAGUGGGCCAAGUUCGCCCCGCACGAUGCGUACUACAUCGGAGGGUUUGGAAACGUCGGGUGGAUCGGCCACAUCCCCAUCGAGAACUUCGCCAAGGAGCUCGAGAAGGAGAAGGAGAAGAAGCACAAGCACAAGCAUUAAGCGGAGAACUAGUGCAGCAGCCAAAUAGGUCUAGGCUGCCAGCAACAGUACAACUAAAACCAU